GCAUGACGUCUAGCAGCGUUGACAUUGCGUACGUGUGAAUCGGAUGCCUGUAUAUGGAGUAGUCAUGGACAGGAGUGACUUGAUCCUAACGGUAUUCCUAAGGCUGCGCUUAAGCUUUUACACAUGGUGCAUAAAUAAGAAGUCAUCUCUGAAACAGGACUUGCACUCGAUAUCGCAGAAGGAGCAAGGUGCGCAAAGUUGAAUGUCAAGUUGACGCUGCCUGGACACUUGCGUGAUGAUGCCACGAGACAACAUGACUUCCACUGUCCAGAAUAUCGCCAGACAGGCCCUCGCGACGUUCCGAAACCCCUCGGUUGUCGGAGAUCACAAUAAAGUGUUUUUGGAAAAUCUGAGUAAGCUGAAAAGCCUUAUGGCGGAGGUCAGAGCGGCGGACUUGAAGAUCGCACCCCGGACCACCGAGAGCGCCCCGGUGCCGUCUCAGCGCGCCGCGCCUCCCGUUACAUACAUGCACAUCCACGAGACCGACACGUUCAGCAUGGGGGUGUUUUUAUUAAAAACGGGCGCUUCGAUACCGCUGCAUGAUCAUCCGGGAAUGCACGGCAUGCUGAAAGUGAUUUACGGCAAGGUGCGAAUCAGCUGUUUCGACAGGUUGGAUAAACCUCGAGAUGGUGCCAGCGGCGUGCAGUUCACCCCUCCGCUCAUGCCCUUCCAGAGCAGCUCGCUUCGGCCCUCGGUGCUGAGGUCGGUGGGGGAAUACACGGAGGAGAACGGCCCAUGUGUGCUGUCACCCCAAAAGGACAAUAUCCACCAGAUAGACGCUGUUGACGGAGCCACCGCUUUCCUUGACAUCUUAUCACCGCCAUAUGAUCCGGAUGAAGGGAGAGACUGCCAUUAUUAUAAAGUUUUGCAUGCCCGUUCAGAGGCUGUAGAUAGAAAGAGUGAAGCCCAGGAACAGGGUGACCUGUGGCUUAUGGAAAUCCCACAGCCUAGUGAAUUCUGGUGUGGUGGUGAACCUUACCCAGGGCCUCAAGUGUCCCUCUGAAGGAUCUGACUAUAAACUGGGUUCUGUUAAUCACAGCCUUACGCGAAUCAAGAGAUCCCAUGUUCUUUUCCUUACAUGUCAGACUGGCUAGCUUAUCAAGAGUACAGUGGUUUAUUUUAGGGUGACCGUACCUGCCAUUUUUCCAGGACGCGUCCUGGCCAGGAUUUCUAUAUUGCCUCAAAUAU
Messenger RNA from Sinocyclocheilus grahami, 1188 nucleotides. It is a transcript of the gene adob, whose product is annotated as 2-aminoethanethiol (cysteamine) dioxygenase b. NCBI's taxonomy places the organism in Eukaryota, Metazoa, Chordata, Actinopteri, Cypriniformes, Cyprinidae. The transcript has a single exon. Gene Ontology annotation, cellular component: mitochondrion. Gene Ontology annotation, molecular function: oxidoreductase activity, acting on single donors with incorporation of molecular oxygen, incorporation of two atoms of oxygen. The record is from RefSeq and is a predicted model, not a curated record. The coding region runs from base 236 to 1003 and encodes 255 amino acids.